Messenger RNA from Talaromyces stipitatus ATCC 10500, 666 nucleotides. RefSeq names its product benzodiazepine receptor family protein. Lineage: Eukaryota; Fungi; Ascomycota; Eurotiomycetes; Eurotiales; Trichocomaceae. Gene Ontology annotation, cellular component: mitochondrial outer membrane. The record is from RefSeq and is a predicted model, not a curated record. The transcript is spliced from 2 exons. The coding region runs from base 28 to 606 and encodes 192 amino acids.
GGUUACACAACUAGACAAGCACGCAAAAUGGCUUCAAAUCUGUGGCAUUACCUCUCUCUGCCCACCGCAGUCUUUACCUCUCCGGUCGCUGCGAUCCUGACUCCAGUGGCUGCCGGUGCACUGGUCGGAUACACGACAACUUCGGUCGGCAACACCCAAUCCAUAUACAAAGCUCUACGCCAGCCACCUCUCUAUCCACCCGGCUGGGUCUUUGGUCCUGUCUGGACUAUGCUCUACAGCGCAAUGGGAUACGCUAGCUACCGCGCCACCGUCGCCGGUCUCGCGUCGCCGUCCUCCACGAUUCGCGAACUAGCGUACACCUCUCAGACACUCUACACCAUCCAGCUCGCCACGAAUCUCGUCUGGAUGCCCCUCUUUUUCGGAAUGCGCAAACCCCUCGCUGCCUUUGUUGAUAUUCUCGUCGUCGCGGGCACGGUGUUGGGUUUAGCGAAUAACUAUCGCAAGAUUGAAGGCGUUUCAUUUUGGUUGUUGAUGCCGUACUUGGGAUGGUUGGGCUUCGCGUCGUAUUUGAAUUUCGGGGUGGGAUAUUUGAAUGAUUGGGAUAUUUCAGAUGAGAAGAUCGGUCGCGCGAAGAAGAGUAAUUAGUUAUGUAACUAGCAGUCUGUACUUGUUGCAAGAUUAUUAUAAACUCACAUGCUAGAGUAG